Messenger RNA from Fusarium subglutinans, 495 nucleotides. RefSeq lists its product as uncharacterized. The transcript has a single exon. Lineage: Eukaryota; Fungi; Ascomycota; Sordariomycetes; Hypocreales; Nectriaceae. The record is from RefSeq and is a predicted model, not a curated record. The coding region runs from base 1 to 495 and encodes 164 amino acids.
AUGGAACGUCACGCCGAGAUAGUAAUGGCUCCGUGCAAGCCAAACCAGGGUGACCAAAAGACAUCCAUUUUCCUUGCUGGAACCACAACAAACACGGGCGGCCCUGACUGGCGUGAAACUUUGACCAGAGCCCUCAUCCAUCAUCCGGUGACAAUUUUCAACCCAAACCGACCAGACUGGGAUAGGACAUGGAAGGAAAACUUCUCCGACAAGCGAUGGGAGGAGCAGGUUUGGUGGGAACUCGACAUGCAAGAGGCCGCAGACAUCAUUGUUUUCAUGUUCCACCGAUCAACGGAUGCUCCUAUUAGUCUCAUGGAGUUCGGUUUGGCGGUAAAGACAAAAUUGAAAAGAGUUUUCGUCUGUGCCCAGGAAGGCUAUAAGAAAAAGGGGAAUGUGGAGGCGGUUUGCAAAAGGUUCGAAGCCAAGUUAGUGCAUACCGAGGAGGAAUUACGAGAUACCCUUCUCAAUGCCCUGCAAAAAGGCGACUUAGAGUAG